ACGAGGUGCAUUUAUGUUCUUCAAUGCACCAUCCGAAAUGAGACCGAGAACAGCAUAAAAAUGACCGAUACACGGAGCCCUGAUAAGCGGGACAAGCGGAUCGUGGCUUUAGCUGCAGGUGUAACUGAAGCUCAAGACCGCAAAAUCCCACAGGUUUUACUGGGCCUUGAAGAAAUCCUUGUCUCUGUAGAAGGGACAAAUGAGGCUGUGAAGAUCAAGGAAGAUGUAUGGAAGCUGGACCUGCUGCCUGUACUAUUACUGGUGCUGAAGAAAGAUUACAGUCUGACUCCUGGAGGAUGGAGGACAGCGUCUCGACUUGCCAGUACCCUGAGCCGUGUCUGCUGUGGUCUUCACCCACACACCUCAGAGGAGUACUACAACAGACAACUGCCUACAGCAAUAGACAACAUGUACAUCAUAGCUCGCAGAGUUCAGGCCAGGUUCAGCCAAAUUCCACACAACAUGGCUAUUGCUCAUGGGAAAAGCGAGCUGUUAUCAGAUUUCCGCUCUGUCCUAGACUCAAUGCUGCUUCUCUACACUGCCCACCAUCACUUGCGAAACCAUGUCAUCCAGUCACCCUGGUUACUUCAGCUGUUGAUCAGUGAUGAUAUAGAGACAGUGGUCAUUGUUAUGAAUUUCCUGACGGGCUUAGUGAGGACCAACAGUGAUGUUCUGAGAGACCUCCCAGAGAAAUUCCGGCAAAACAUCAUCGAUGAGCUGAUCUAUAAAUUAUCUGUGAACAGAGACCCAACAAUAGGAGGAGCUGCCAUGAAAUGUGUGCUGAGAUUGUGUAACUUCUACAAACCUCUGGUUGAGUUUUUGUGUGUCAGAUACAGGGGGCUGAGACCUCUGCUCACCAAAUGGACAGGAAAGGGAUUUGGGCUGGAGCUGAAGGAAUUACUCAUGCUUCUGGAAUCUGGCAGUUCAGAGCGGGCUGAAAUGGAACGAUUUCACAGAGCAGCCACGACCAUUCAGGCUUUGUGGAAAGGUGUUCUGACGAGGAGAAAGCUGAAGAAGGCAGACAGGUCAUUUGCCAAGUUUCAGAGAAGUUUCAGGCAGAAGCUGGAGACCACAGAGCGGAGGAAGGAAGAGGAGAAGAUGGAGAAAGAGCUGGAGGAGCAGCUGUUAGCUAACAGAAGAAAAAUCAUGAGGGAUUUCCAUGAGAAAAGACUGCACUUAAUAGAGAUCUUACCUCCACAGAUGUUACAAGGUUAUAUGGAGAAGGAGAAUACCCAGGCUGCAAUUAGGAUCCAGAAAACUUGGCGGGGUCAUCGAGAGAGGCUGAGGAGAGAGGACCGGCGAGACCUUGCCACACGUUCACGGGCUGCAGUCUUAAUACAGAGGACGGUACGCCGGUGGCUUGAGAGGCUGGACAAAAGACGGAGAGAUACGUCCAGAUUUCAGAAGCCACCAGGGCUGACCGAUGAGCGACGAGUGCAGUUACAGCAGGUUAUUUUGGAGAGACGAGAAAGUAACCCACCCAAACCACGAACCCGUGAAGAGCAGGAGAGUUUACACCGGACAGCCCAGGAAUUGAUGGCUCGUUACUACAUAGGCUGUAAACUAACACGAGGGAAGCAUCAGCAGAGAGAGGCCCUGUUGGCCAGGCUGGAGACCGAUUCAGAACUUCUCAUGUAUGCCCCUCCCCUGAAGGACCUGACAGACAAGGAUGUGGACAUGUUUUCCAGCAGAUCUGUUCCCGUGGCUGCGAGGGCGCAGCAGGCACACAAGGAGGAGCUACGACUGCUCCGUCAGCCCUGGUGGAGGAAGUUAGGAGAUGAGUACCAGGACCAGCUGUAUGAGGAAGAACAAGACCUGUUGUUCUGAUGUAUGAGGGGUGUAGGACAAAGACUUACAAAUGUUGUACCAAAAACCUCUGGAGCAGGACCUGUCGUUCUGAUGUAUGAGGGAUGUAGGACAAAGUCUUACGAAUGUUGCACCAAAAACCUCUCGAGCAGGACCUGUCGUUCUGAUGUAUGAGGGGUGUAGAACAAAGACUUACAAAUGUUGUACCAAAAACCUCUUGAGCAGGACCUGUCGUUCUGAUGUAUGAGGGGUGUAGAACAAAGACUUACAAAUGUUGUACCAAAAACCUCUGGAGCAGGACCCGCUGUUCUGAUGUAUGAGGGGCGUAAAACAGUAAGGUCACGAAUGUUGUACCCCAAAUCUGAAGAGCAGUACCGGUUGUUCUGGUGUCUGAGGGGUGUAAAACAAAGAGCUCACGAAUGUUGUGGUACCAGCAACCUGAGGAGCAGGAGCUGUUGUUCUCAUGUAAGACGGGCGUAAAACAGUCAGGUCACGAAUGUUGUACCCUAAACCUGAAGAGCAGUACCGGUUGUUCAGGUGUCUGAGGGGUGUAAAACAAAGAGCUCAUGAAUGUUGUGGUACCAGAAACCUGAGGAGUAUGACCUGUUGUUCUGAUGUAUGAGGGGUGUAAAACAAAGACAUACGGAUGCUGUGGUACCAAAAUCCUGAGGAGCAGGAGCUGUUGUUCUGACAUCUGAGGGGCAUAAAACAAAGACUUAUGAAUGUUGUGGUACCAGAGUCCUGAAGAACAGGACCUGCUGUUUUGACGUAUGAGGGGUGUAGAACAAAGACCUUGUGUUAUGGGAUUGGUUCCAGAAAGAUGAAGAGUAUGUGGGGCAUGAAACAGAUUCCUAAGUUAUAAAUGUAUAGGUGUAAGGGCUUUUUAAGGCUAGACAGACUGAUCUUGUAUAGAAGCAGGGGAGAGAACUUCUAAAUACAACUUAUUUGUUUGAAAAGAAAAGUUCAAUACAUGUCCAGUGGUAUGUCCACAGCUAACUGUGUAAAAAAAAAAAAAAUUUCCAUCUGAUUUUCACCAAGAUUAAUGUGACCAUAGUUAAAACCAAAACACCAGAGAAAGACCAUGCCGUCCAGUUUUACUUGUAACUUGUGGAUAAUUAUUUUAUUGUACACAUGCUAUAUAAAUGAAUAUAAAUAUAUGUACAUGUAUGUAUAUUUCAUGUUACAUUUUUUAUACCUGUAUAUAAAUGUAUACUAUUACCUGAAGAUGUAUAGGCUUUGAGUCAUACACAGUCUUGUAACUUUAAC
Messenger RNA from Liolophura sinensis, 3072 nucleotides. RefSeq names its product IQ calmodulin-binding motif-containing protein 1-like. The record is from RefSeq and is a predicted model, not a curated record. Gene Ontology annotation, molecular function: calmodulin binding. Gene Ontology annotation, cellular component: cilium. NCBI's taxonomy places the organism in Eukaryota, Metazoa, Mollusca, Polyplacophora, Chitonida, Chitonidae. Bases 61 to 1827 code for a protein of 588 amino acids. Gene Ontology annotation, biological process: cilium assembly. The transcript is spliced from 14 exons.